GUGUGUUGUUUUUAAACACGAUCAGUACCGAACGAGGUAAAAGCAGAAUCUGUUAUACAAAUUCCUUUAGUUUCACAAUUGUCAAUAAUAGAACAUUUCUUUUAUUCAUACUUUCCUUUCCUUUAAAAAAAAAUUCUGUUCAUUCAUAACAAUAUAUGUACUUAUAAUAUAAAAUAUAUAAUGAGCAUUUUAAUAUACAUGGAGAAAGUGAAUAACGAAAAUAAAAUCAUGACCCCCACUAAAUAAAUAUAAAAGUUGAACACCACAAGUUAUUUCUGGAUAAACACGCGUAAAGCCCGCGCACACAGAGAGCGGUCAGGAGUUCCGAGUUCCGCGUUCAGCGUUCAUUAGAAUAUACCGAGUCUAUAACAACAACGCACACAGAGAGCAGUCUGACCGCGGCGGUCAAAGCAGAACGUCGCGUUCCAAGAGUUCUUUUCCCGCCAAGACAGGGAACGCCGGAAACGCCGCUAUGUCUGAGCUUGCAAACACGGAAAAGUUGAUUGAAUUGGUUAAGGAAAGGAGUUUAUUAUACGAUUUAAGUAAUAUAGACUACAAAAACCGCGAUAAAAAAGCUGAAGCUUGGCUCGAAAUUGCCACAGAAAUGGGAUUUGGAGAGAGUAAAGUAUGGAUAACCAAGUGGAAAAGUCUGAGGGAUAACUACAACAAGUACAAGAAAAAUAAUGAAUCUUCAACAGGCCAGGCUUAUAAAAAGUAUAAGUCUUGGCCAUGGGCCUCGCAAUUGAGAUUUUUAGACGAUUUUAAUAUAAAAAGACAAACAGAAAGUAGUAGUCAACGUUCUCCAGCCAAUAAUCAUACCAGUGUUACAUCCGACACAGAGAACUCUACGAUGAAUGAAACAGAAGUUACUACACAUUCUGAAGUUUCUGUAUAUGCAACUGAAUCAAGCAAUCAACUUACGAGAAAACGAAUAAAAACGAGCGCAGAUCCCAGUGAUUGUGAUAAAAUACUAGAAUAUUUAAAAAAUAAAAAUGAAACAAAAGCCAAAAUGGAUGGAGUCAAUCUUUUUUUUUUAAGUUAUGCGCAAACGUUUAAGACAUUCCCACCUAGAAUGCAAAGUAUGGUAAAGCUAGAAAUAGCCUCUCUAUUUGCCCGGUACGAGCUACAACUAGCAGAAGGGAGUGAUGCACACUUGCAUUCUCGAGUUGAAGAAGUAGAAGCUGCUGAGCUCCACAAGAACAAUAAUUCCUCAUCGGAUGACGAACUUUCUAGUGACAUGUUGAAUGUGCAAAAACCCAAAUGA
Molecule: messenger RNA, 1264 nt
Organism: Danaus plexippus (monarch butterfly)
Lineage: Eukaryota; Metazoa; Arthropoda; Insecta; Lepidoptera; Nymphalidae
Exons: 2
Coding region: 473-1264 (263 amino acids)
Biological process (GO): regulation of transcription by RNA polymerase II
Cellular component (GO): transcription regulator complex; nucleus
Source: RefSeq, a predicted model, not a curated record